UAGACGGCAGCUCCACUCGUAAUUUGUGUCAUCCUUCAAUGGGUUAACGCAUCGUCUUUUUACAAAUUUCAUUAAAGUUCACGAAAAUACCCACCGUGGAGUUUUUUGAUUGUUUAAGCUGGUUGGAUAGUUAGCGCCCGCGCUAGCGAGACCGACACAGUAAAAAGACGGCAUUACAGCCGGUACGGAGGACGACGACGACAUCGAACUUCAGGAGCUACGCAAGGAGCUAAGCGGCUAAUCGGCGAGCUAAGUGGCUAACAACGGGGACGUGGACAGCCUUCACGCCAGCCUACACGCCAGCUUACCGCCUCAUCUGAUAUCGAUAUAUCAACAGACAUUGAACGACAUGGACAACUCAACUAAAGUGAGUGCAGCGGCGAGCUCCGUGUGCUCGAGCGCAUCACGGACAUCAUCUAGCUCAAAGGCUAGUUUAGCGGUGGCCAUGGCCAGAGCAAAAGCUGACGGUGCACAAGCUAGAGCAGCACACUCCAAGAGGGAAAUCGAGCUGAAAGUCGAGCAGGCACGUAUACAAGCUACUCUGGAUGCAUUAAAAGAAGAAAAAGAAAGGGAUGCUGCCAUAGCUGAAGCCAACACGUUAGAAGCUGGUUUAUUAGAACUUGAUGUUGAAGUGCCCAGCAGAGGCUCUGGUCCAGUGUCACAGGAAAUUAAAUCCCAGCGCACUGCUGAUUAUGUGGAAUGGCAAGCCGGCACAAGCACAGGUGAAUUACCUAUGAAAAUAAAUGACAUUGUUGCCCCUCAUCAAAGUAAGCCACAAAUAAACAAUGAUGAUGAUGUCAAUCCAACACUGCAUUCCCCAAGCAAAGGUUUUUCAAAAACACAACCAGCUGCCCCUGCCUACACUACUCCUCAUCACACAUCACAGGCUCCUGAGGAUCGUGGAUCAACACCACAACAGAACAUUUUUGAUUGUUCCCCACUUCCUGAGCAGAGAACGUCUUAUGGAUCCAGUUAUAAUCAGCCCCAAACAACUUUCGAUCUGGCUAAAUAUCUUGCACGCAGCAACCUAGUAACCUCAGGCCUCACCACAUAUGACGACCAACCAAUGAACUAUUGGGCGUGGAAAGCCUCCUUCCUGACUGCUAUUGCUGGGUUAGACCUAUCUGCUGGUGAAGAGCUCGACCUGCUAUUCAAGUAUCUGGGUAAAGAGUCAGCAGAACAUGCAAGAAGAAUCAAAGCAGUCAACAUCAGAAACCCAAAUGCUGGACUGUUAAUGGCAUGGGAGAGACUUGAGGAAAUAUACGGCUCACCAGAGGCUAUUGAACAAGCUCUCUUCAACAAGCUGGAAAACUUCCCAAAGUUUACAACAAGAGAACCACAGAGACUCAGAGAACUAGCAGAUAUGCUGUUAGAGCUGGAAGCCGCAAAGAGAGAUGGCUCCCUCCCAGGCCUGUCAUACUUGGACACCUCCAGGGGGGUAAAUCCAAUUAUUGAAAAGCUCCCACACAACAUUCAAGAAAAGUGGAUGUCUUUUGGAUCAAAGUACAAACGUGAUCAUCGUGUCAGUUUCCCACCUUUCUCUGUAUUGGUAGACUUUGUACGUACAGAAGCAAAAACUCGCACUGAUCCCAGCUUUAAUCUCUUCACUUCAGUCUCUAUGGAGAGAAAGAAUAAAUGGGACAGACCUGUGAAAAUGCCUGUAUCUGUGCACAAGACACAAGUUUCACCUCCAGAAAGAUCUGAGUUCAGAGAUGAGAAGAAAUCAGCAGACCCGGACAAACAUUGUCCCCUGCAUAACAAACCACAUCCUUUAAGGAAGUGCAGAGGCUUUAGAGAAAAGAGUCUAGAGGAACGCAAACAGAUUUUAAAGGAAAAAUAUAUAUGCUUCCGCUGCUGCUCAUCUACAGAUCAUCUCGCCAGGAACUGCUCAGCCGAAGUCAAAUGUUUGGAAUGUGGGAGCACCGGUCAUGUGACAGCGCUCCACCCAGGACCUCCUGUCUGGAAACCUAAGACGUCCCCUCCCUCUUCAGAGCAUGGCGGGGAGGAAGACAAAGCAGAUUUCCAGGAGGUCACAUCAAGGUGCACACAAGUGUGUGGUGAAGGGGUAAGCUCCAGAGCAUGCUCCAAGAUAUGCCUCGUAAGCGUGUAUCCAGCCGGACACAGAGGAGAGGCCAAGAAAAUGUAUGCAAUGCUGGAUGACCAAAGCAACCGCUCCUUAGCACGCUCCAAGUUCUUUGACCUUUUCAAAAUCUCAGGGUCCUCUUACCCCUACACAUUGAAAACAUGUGCUGGUCAAACAGAAACAACUGGCAGGAGAGCCUGUGGGUUCAUCGUUGAGUCAGCAGAUGAGAGACUAAGUUUGCCUCUACCCACACUUUUAGAGUGCAACCAAAUUCCUAAUAACCGCUCUGAGAUCCCUACCCCGACCGCAGCACGCCAUCAUACUCACCUGAAGCACAUCGCCGACGUGAUACCGUCCCUCGAUCCGGACGCUGACAUACUCCUCCUACUGGGCAGAGACAUUCUCAGGGUCCACAAGGUCCGGGAACAGAUAAGUGGUCCAGGAAACACUCCGUUCGCUCAAAGGCUGGACCUGGGAUGGGUUGUCGUCGGUGACGUGUGCCUUGCAGGAGCCCACAGACCAUCAGAGGUGAGCAGCUACAAGACGUCCAUUUUAGAUAAUGGUCGGGCCAGCCAUCUGCAGCCAUGCAACAGCCAAAUCAGGGUAAAAGAGAUCUUCAGUCAAGCACCUAAGCAUUCACAUCACGCUGCACUGACCCCCACAUACUGCUCAACGCCACAUCGUGAUGACAGCUUAGGACAAACGAUCUUCACUCGAACUGCUGAUGACCACAAACUCGCGCCAUCAGUGGAGGACAUGAUGUUUCUCCAGACCAUGGAAGCUGAGUUCCAUCAAGACAGCUCGAACAGCUGGGUGGGACCAUUACCCUUCAGGUCACCAAGAAAAAGACUGCCUAAUAAUAAAAAACAGGCACACAACCGCCUUGUGUCUCUGCGGCGCACACUCGAUAAACGGCCGCAGAUGAAGGCCCAUUUCAUAGAGUUUAUGGAAAACAUGCUCAGCAAAGGACACUCAGAAGUUGCUCCUCCUCUGAAACAAGGACAAGAGUGCUGGUAUCUACCCCUGUUUGGCGUAUAUCAUCCUAAGAAACCAGAUAAGAUCCGUGUGGUUUUCGAUUCCAGUGCAACAUAUGAAGGAGUUUCACUCAACGAGGUCCUGCUCACAGGCCCUGACCUCAAUAAUAGCCUGCUAGGUGUACUUAUGAGAUUCAGGAAAGAGCAGGUGGCCAUUACUGCUGACAUAGAACACAUGUUUCACUGCUUUGUCGUGAAGGAGGAUCAUAGAGACUUUCUCCGAUUCCUGUGGUACAGAAACAACGACGUCACCUGCGACAUAGUGGACUACAGGAUGCGUGUCCACCUCUUUGGGAACAGUCCCUCUCCUGCUGUGGCCAUCUACGGUCUAAGAAGAGCAGCCAAAGAAGCAGAGGCAGACUAUGGCAGUGACGCAAGAAGCCUUGUUGACCGUGAGUUUUAUGUUGAUGAUGCUCUAAAGUCAUUCGAUACUGAGGAAAAGGCCAUCAGUGUCCUCAGGCGAGCACAGAAAAUGCUUGCAGCAUCUAACCUCAGGUUGCACAAGAUUGCAUCAAAUCGCCCCAGGGUCAUCGAAGCAUUCCCACCUGAGGAUCGUUCCAAAGAUGUAGAGGGCCUGGACCUCUUUGCUGAUGAGCUCCCCACUCAACGUAGCCUUGGGCUGUCUUGGAACAUGCGCACAGAUGCUUUCACGUUUCAGAUCGCAGACGAUCAGAAGCCGUUCACUCGCAGAGGAGUAUUGUCUAUGGUAAACAGUCUUUACGACCCCCUUGGAUUCCUUGCACCUGUCUCAGUGCGUGGAAGGCUGAUACUCAGAGACCUAACCAUGCAAGCAGAAGGCUGGGACACGCCACUCCCCAAAGACAUGCAAAUGGACUGGAUCAGGUGGAGAGAGUCACUCCAAGAUUUACAGGAACUCCAGAUACCACGCCCCUAUGCAUCUUUUUCUACUGCAGGUGCAAAAUCGAAAGAGCUCUGUGUCUUCGCAGAUGCGUCAGUGAAAGCAAUUGCAGCUGUGGCCUACAUUAAGGUGACAAGCCAUGCAGGACAAACUGAGGUCGGCUUCGUCUUAGGGAAAACAAAGUUGGCUCCCCAGCCUGGACUUACAAUCCCGAGACUGGAACUAUGUGCAGCUGUACUCGCAGUGGAGAUCGCAGAGCUGAUAGUCGCUGAAAUGGAUGUAGCAUUCGACAACAUCACAUACUACACCGAUAGCAAGGUUGUGCUAGGAUACAUCCACAAUCAGUCAAGAAGGUUUUAUGUGUUUGUCCACAAUAGGACCCAACGCAUCCGUCAGUCACCAUGUCCUGGCCAAUGGAAGUACAUCCAUACGGACCUAAAUCCAGCGGAUGUCGGAUCAAGAUCUGUGCCACCAGCUCUCUUAAAAAGUACAUCAUGGCUCACAGGUCCAGCCUUCCUUAAGGACAUGUCCUCAAACCCAUCUAAGUCUGAAGAGAUUUACGACCUCAUCGAUCCUGCCCUUGACUUUGAGGUACGACCUGAAGUGACAACAAGCAUCACACAUGUAACCAAGCAUGUGUUGCACCCUCAACGCUUCAUACGCUUCUCAAAGUAUAGCAAUCUUGUAAUGGCAAUGGCACACUUGAUCCACAUAGCUCGCUCCUUCUCCCACUCUGCCAACAAUAAGUGUCAUGGGUGGCACAUCUGUCACCCAACGGAGGAAGAACUGACAAAGGCCAAAGUGUGCAUCUUGAGAAGCGUCCAAAACGAGUGGUAUGAAGAGGAGCUGAAAUGCAUAGCCUUAGGAUCCAACAUUCCGUCCUCCAGCAGCCUGUGGAAGCUGCACCCUGUCAUGGGUAACAACGGACUUCUGAGAGUAGGAGGUCGCAUAGGUCUCUCAAAUCUGAACAUAGAAGAAACUCAUCCCAUCAUCAUCCCUGCCCGGCACCAUCUGGCAACCCUGUUGGUCUAUCACUAUCACGAGGAAGUGAAACACCAGGGAAGGCAUCUCACCGAGGGUGCUAUACGAGCUGCGGGAUUGUGGUUGGUAGGAGCAAAACGCUGCAUCAGAAGCCUGCUCUUCAAAUGCGUCACUUGCAGGAAGUUAAGAGGAAAGACAGAGCAUCAACAGAUGUCCGACUUACCAGCGGAACGAUUGCAGGUAGCACCUCCCUUCACAUACAUCGGUGUUGAUGUCUUCGGACCAUGGGAGGUUGUCUCACGACGCACAAGAGGCGGACAUUCCAAUUCUAAAAGAUGGGCAGUAAUGUUCUCAUGCAUGUGUUCAAGGGCAGUGCACAUCGAAGUUAUUGAGGCAAUGAGUGCCAGCAGCUUCAUCAAUGCCUUAAGGAGAUUCUUCGCAGUCAGGGGCCCAGCGAAACAAAUACGGUCAGACUGUGGCACAAACUUUGUAGGCGCCUCUCGAGAGUUAGAGAUGAACACUACGAAUCCGAGCUUCAAAAAUGUGGAGAAGUACCUGAGUACGCAGAACUGCACCUGGGUGUUCAACCCUCCACAUGCGUCCCACAUGGGUGGCGUAUGGGAAAGGAUGAUCGGAAUCGCCCGUCGUAUUCUGGACUGCAUGCUGCUUGAACACAAGAAGUGUCUGACUAGUGAAGUCCUGGUAACACUCAUGGCCGAGGUGGCAGCGAUCAUGAACGCAAGACCACUCAUCCCAGUGUCAUCAGAUCCAGAAUCACCUCUCAUCCUCACCCCAGCAAUGCUUCUCACCCUCAAACCAGUCUCUACACCACCUCCUCCAGGCGACUUUACAGGAGCGGACCUCUUUAAAGAGCAGUGGAAGCAAGUUCAAAACCUGGCUGACACCUUUUGGAGUAGGUGGAGACGAGAAUAUCUCAAGACCCUGCAGUUUCGUCACAAGUGGCAGUCGGAAAGGUCAAACCUUCAAGACGGGGACGUUGUUCUCUUGAAAGACAAUCAGGCUCGGAGAAACGAAUGGCCCAUGGCCAUCAUCACAAAGACUUUUCCAGGCAGGGAUGGACUAGUUCGGAGAGUAGAGGUUGAGGUCUUCAAGGACGGAACUAAAAAGACUUUUUCUCGUCCCGUUACAGAAGUGGUCCUGCUUCUGUCUCCAAAAACGGACUCUUGUUAAGUGAUAUGGGAUCUUUAAAGACCCCAGACGGGGAGUGUUCUGCCCCUCAAAUGCCAUGCUAUGUUUAGUUUUGCAACAGCGCCCCCUUGGGGAAGUUCAGCCAUACAAU
Messenger RNA from Pleuronectes platessa (European plaice), 6257 nucleotides. RefSeq lists its product as uncharacterized. Gene Ontology annotation, molecular function: nucleic acid binding. The record is from RefSeq and is a predicted model, not a curated record. Bases 350 to 6148 code for a protein of 1932 amino acids. Gene Ontology annotation, biological process: DNA integration. Lineage: Eukaryota; Metazoa; Chordata; Actinopteri; Pleuronectiformes; Pleuronectidae. The transcript has a single exon.